Loxodonta africana (African savanna elephant) is the source of this 7967-nucleotide messenger RNA. RefSeq names its product GTP binding protein 2 (gene GTPBP2). The transcript has 13 exons. NCBI's taxonomy places the organism in Eukaryota, Metazoa, Chordata, Mammalia, Proboscidea, Elephantidae. The coding region runs from base 1684 to 3228 and encodes 514 amino acids. Gene Ontology annotation, biological process: translational elongation. The record is from RefSeq and is a predicted model, not a curated record. Gene Ontology annotation, molecular function: GTPase activity; GTP binding; translation elongation factor activity.
CCGAAGGGAAAGAAGAAGAACGGAAGGAACAGAGGGGGCAAAGCCAACAACCCCCCGUACCUGCCCCCCGAGGCUGGAGCUCUGGUAGCGCAGUGGUUAAGAGCUUGGCCACUAACCAAGAGGUCAGCAGUUCGAAUCCACCAGCUGCUCUUCGGAAUCCCUGUAGGGCAGUUCUACUCUGUCCUAUGGGGUCGCUAUGAGUUGGAAUCUAUUGGAAGGCAAUGAUUUUUUUGGUUUUCGUUCCUCUUAGGAAGACCCAGGGGAAGAGCCUAACCCAGGAGUUAUCAAACUGUAGCAUGCGUUAGAAUCUCCUGGUUUGCUGGGCCCCUCCUCUAGAAUUUCUGAUUCAGUAGGUCCUGUGUUUUAUUUUUCAGGCCUAGACUAUCAUACUCUUCUGAAGUCACCCAUCCUAUUUUACAUGCCUAGCAAAGUGCUAAAAUGUUUCUAGAGCAUCUUUGUUGAUGGGAAAAAAUCUCCCUUACACUCCAUGAGGUGGAGAUUAUUGGUGAAGACCUGUCAGAACCUGGAAGCCAUGGGGCUGAGAAAGGAUGGAAUGAUAACAGGAAGGGACGAGGAAACUGAAAUGGCUGGGGAGGAAGAGUGCAGAAAUUCAGGACUGACAGAAUAGUUAAAUCCAUAGAGACAGAAGACAGAUUAGUGAUUGUCUGGGUCCGGGGAGGGGGCCAGGGGAGUAAGGAGUGACUGCUAAUGGGUCUGAAGUUUCUUUUGGGGAUGAUGAAAAUUUUCUGGAAUUAGAUAACUGAGUGGUGGUUGUAUAACCUUGUAAUAUACUAAAAUUCACUAAAUUGUACACUUUAAAAGGGUGAUUUUUAUGGUAUGUGAAAUAUAUCUCAAUUUUUUAAAACGCCCUUAGCAAAGUAAAGAAAAUAAAUGCAGGACUGAGGCAAGGAUCCUCCAGACUCUUGUGGAGGUAAAGCAGAAGGAGGAGAGUGGACUUCAGACUGUUCCCCUACUCUUUGGGGAUUGUAGGAUCUUGUAGAAAGAGGUUCCUGGUUCAUGGAGCCCAAACCCUCUCCCCUCCUUAACCUCACCCCAUUUAUCCUUGCACCUGAGAGGGGAAGGCUCAAUGAGAUGCUUUUGUGAUGGGUCAUCUGAUUGAGGGAGGAGGUAGAAGAGAUUGUGGGGUGGAUUCAGGAUUUCACCUCAACUGAGGCACCAGGAUUAUGGGACAAGAGGUGAAAAGCCAUUGCGAGUCUGGUUUUAUGGAGUCUCUCCCCUCAUUAUAUUUUCUGAGUUUUUUCUGUUCAUUUGAGCCCCAACUUCGGAGCCCUGCUCCUCUUCCACCUGAGUGUCUCUCUCAUAGGGCUUGUAGUGACCAGUGCUGAGCUCACCCUUUGGCCUUGGUCCAGAACCUCUUGCAGCCUCUUACUCUCGAUGACAUCAGCUGAGAGGGGUGGGCAGGAAGGAAGCAGUGUCUUCCAGACCAGUGGCAAAGAAAGGCCUUAGCAGCCUGGGCACAGAGACUUCUGGGGAUGGCAGUUUGAGGCACUGGGGAGAAGGAAGGAGUGAUCUCGGGUCUGGGAAGAACGUGCUGCCAGUGGUUGAAGAAAGGACGGACUUGGAGUUCUGUUCCUGGCUUAAUAGGCUGAAGAUGGAAACAUCGAGUAUAAACUGAAGCUGGUGAAUCCAUCCCAGUACCGCUUUGAGCACCUGGUGACACAGAUGAAGUGGCGGCUCCAGGAGGGCCGCGGUGAGGCUGUCUACCAGAUUGGGGUGGAGGACAAUGGGCUGCUGGUGGGGCUGGCUGAGGAGGAGAUGCGGGCCUCCCUCAAGACCCUGCACCGGAUGGCGGAAAAGGUCGGGGCAGACAUCACCGUUCUCCGGGAGCGAGAAGUGGAUUAUGAUAGCGACAUGCCCCGGAAGAUCACUGAGGUGCUGGUACGAAAGGUCCCUGACAACCAACAGUUCCUAGACCUCCGUGUGGCCGUCCUGGGGAAUGUGGACUCAGGGAAGUCGACUCUGCUUGGAGUCCUCACCCAGGGAGAGCUGGACAAUGGGCGGGGCCGGGCCCGGCUCAACCUUUUCCGCCACCUGCAUGAGAUUCAAUCUGGCCGAACCUCCAGCAUCAGCUUCGAGAUCCUGGGCUUUAACAGCAAGGGAGAGGUGGUGAAUUACAGUGAUUCACGGACGGCAGAAGAGAUCUGUGAGAGCAGCUCCAAGAUGAUCACCUUCAUCGACCUGGCAGGCCACCACAAGUACCUGCACACCACCAUCUUUGGCCUCACCUCAUACUGCCCCGACUGUGCCCUCCUCCUCGUCAGUGCCAACACUGGGAUUGCUGGCACCACAAGGGAACAUCUGGGGCUGGCCCUGGCCCUGAAAGUGCCCUUCUUCAUCGUGGUCAGCAAGGUGGAUCUCUGUGCCAAGACCACAGUGGAGAGGACGGUACGCCAGCUGGAGCGGGUCCUCAAACAACCUGGCUGCCACAAAGUCCCCAUGUUGGUCACCUCUGAGGAUGAUGCUGUCACUGCUGCUCAGCAAUUUGCCCAGUCACCCAAUGUCACCCCUAUCUUCACACUGUCCAGUGUGUCUGGAGAAAGUCUGGACCUGCUCAAAGUCUUUCUGAACAUCCUGCCACCACUCACAAACAGCAAAGAGCAAGAGGAACUCAUGCAGCAGCUGACAGAAUUCCAGGUGGAUGAAAUCUACACAGUACCAGAGGUGGGGACUGUUGUUGGAGGGACACUUUCCAGUGGAAUUUGCCGCGAGGGGGACCAGCUGGUGGUGGGCCCCACAGACGAUGGCUGCUUCCUGGAGCUGAGAGUAUGCAGCAUUCAGCGCAACCGCUCUGCCUGCCGUGUGCUGCGAGCUGGUCAGGCUGCUACGUUGGCCCUUGGGGACUUUGACCGUGCACUGCUUCGCAAGGGCAUGGUGAUGGUGAGCCCAGAGAUGAAUCCCACCAUCUGCUCAGUGUUCGAGGCAGAGAUAGUCCUACUCUUCCACGCCACCACCUUCCGGCGAGGCUUCCAGGUGACAGUACACGUCGGCAACGUACGUCAGACAGCAGUGGUGGAAAAGAUCCACGCCAAGGACAAGCUGCGGACAGGGGAGAAGGCAGUGGUACGUUUCCGCUUCCUGAAACACCCAGAGUACCUGAAGGUGGGCGCCAAGCUGCUGUUCCGGGAGGGUGUCACCAAGGGCAUCGGCCAUGUCACUGAUGUGCAAGCCAUUGCAGCAGGAGAGGCCCAGGCCAACAUGGGCUUCUGACCUCCCCCAGGCAGGGACAGCACUAUUGCCGUCCCCACAAUAUAUGAGGUGACUUCCGGCCAUGCUGCCCUCUGUUGGCGGCUUUGUGUGUUAAUAGGCUAGGGAAAGAGGGGUGCUCUCUGCCACUUGCUCCCUACCACCUUUCUGGAGAGGUGCCAAGCUUGGUGUGGCCAAAGGGGGUCAGUUCUGAGGGAGAAGAAAGGAGCAUUCAGGGCAAUGUUCCGAAGCUGUAAGCCCACCUGGUUGACUCAUCAACCCUGACAACCCCAUGGCCUGUCUACUGGAGGGAGCUGACUGUGGCCACCUUGGCCCCGCUAUCAGGACUGAGCGUGAUCCACCGAUAUGGUCCCUGCACUUCAGGAAUUUUCACAACUAGGGGUGUCCUUGAAAGCACUCCUUUUUCUAUACCUCUUCUCAAGGCCACAUGAGUUGCUCAUCGCUACCUGACUGUGGACAAAAGAAAUCUGCUUCUGGCCACCUGGUGGCCCAGGGUCUGAAGAAGUGGCACAGGGACAGUGAAUGGCAGUGCUCCCACCCUGUGCUGAGGCCUGAGGCCUGUUUCUCAGCUUUAUCUCCCUUCUUCACUCAAGGGCCAUUUCCCCAGUUCCUCCUCUCACAGGCCCCACAGGUGCUAUUUAUUGUGCUGGCCCAGGCGUGGGGCUGCCAAGCUAAGGCUUGGCAUACUGAAGGUCAGCUGCAUGUCAGUCAGUCAGUCUUGUCACUUAUUCUGCGGUGAUCUGUUGGUUUUAAUGCUGGAUCAAAUCGUAUGUUUUACUUUCCCAGACUAAUGGCUGGGGAUCUGACCCACAGCUCCCCCACCUGCCACUCUUCCCCUUCCCUUCCUGCACCCACAAAGUCCUCUCGUUUUACUAAUUUGCAGUGACCGUCCCCUUCCCUCUGUUGCAGGGAACCAGGAGGAAAGGGAGAGCUAUUGCCAUAUUUCGUACUCCUUAGGGCAUGGACUCCCUCCUUUCCCUUUGUUAGUGUCCUGGGUUCCCAUGGACUCAGGGAUUUGUUGGUUGAGGUUUCUCUGCAUAUAUAUAUAUUAUAUAUAUAUAUAUUGUACAGAAUAAAAAUGUUUUAUUGGAUACACUGUGCUUAUGCUUAAGAUACAGACUUAGUGUCCUGAGCUAGAUUCCUCCCAGAGGUAGGCAGAGACAAAUGAAACUCCAACAUUGCUGACCCCUGAAUGUGGAAAUAUCACCUGACAUAGGAUCAUUGUUCCAGUAUUGUAACCAAGUGUUCUGGCCUGUUUUGCAUAGUUCUUUGAGCUAGCAGAGUAGCUCAGGCUCAGCUGCUUUUUAAAAUACCACUGGUUUAACUUGCUACUAAGAAGCCUGUGGUUGAAAAACUUCCAGUAUUGGAAGUAGAAAGUGAAACUUACCCUUGUAGGCUGAAAUAGGUAGCAACCCUGUAAUAAGGAGCCCUCCACUGUGCCCUGGAACUAGUCCUGUCAAGAGAUUUUGAGAUUAGAGGGCCAGCUGCUUAAGAAGAGUAGAAUUUAAAGAUACGUGGUAAUUUGGCUCUUCAUGCUUUCCCUAGCAAUGACAACUAGCCUGAAAUGAGGUUUAUAUAGCCUAAACUGGAUUCUUGGAGCUGCUAGGGCCACCGGGCCAAAUCUUACUUAGUCCCUCUUCCUGUUUCAGAGUAUCUGAUUAUCACAUUUUAUAAGUAUAAAGUCAACUGCAAAAAAAAAAGAAAUGAAAUUUGGCAAAAGAAAUUUAAUGAUAAAUGAGUGCCAAGGUCCUGUGUGGCAUUCUGCCUCCAAGGUAUUAGUGGUAGCUUCCCUACCACUCAGGCUCAUCCGCUUUUUAAAAAUAUCACUGGUUUAACUUGCUAUUUAGAAGCCUAUGGUUGAAAAACUUCUUUCAGUAUUGGAACUAAAAGCUCUCUACUUCCUUCUGUGCUGUUGCUGAUAAACAACUGAGAAGGAGGAAAGGUUAUAUUCAGGGAAAAGGCACUAGAGCUUUUAUCUAACACUGACGCAUGCAUGGUAACGGGCAGAGUUGUAUCUCCAAGAAAACAGAAGGUGUGCUGCUGGCAUUUCCUGUACUGGUCACCCACUAGCCAGCAUCUCCUUGCCACACACAACCAGUCUCUGGAAGUCCAGUGAAACCUAGGUUUCUACUAUAUUACUUUUCUACAUGACUUCUUCAUUUCCAGGGACAGGAAUAGAAAGAGGUGGAGAAGCCUGUCAAUCCAACUUGAUCUGUAUAGCACCCAAAAGAGAUGAAUGCUUUAUCCAAGGUUUUUGUUUUUUAAAUACUUAUCUUUUCCCUGGUUAAAAGAAAAAGGAAACUUUGGAAAAUCAACAUCUCUGUACUUAGUGAGACAUCUGGAACGAGUGAGCCACUUUCUUAUAUUUAUGGAACAUUUAGGAGGAUAAAAAAGUUGUAUAAGGCAGGCCCCCAAGGAAUAUUGUUUCAGUUCUGGUAAUCAGAUCUAAAAUUUUUCACUAUAUGUACUCAUUCAGUGAGUAUCAAUCACCUGUUAUGUGCAAGGCACUGUGAAGAAUUCUUGCCUUCAAGAAGCUAUAAAUCCAGUAGGGAGAAGGCAAUGUACACUACUAAUUUUUAUUAGAUAUUUAAGAUUACAUUUCCGUAAAAGUAGAAAACAUAUUUGGAGGAAGAAAUAGUUUCCUGCUGGCUUUCAAACUUUUCCCCCUUCUUCAAACUAAGACAUCCCCUUCCCCCCUCCCCAUUUAUAAAUAAGCUAAAAAGUAUUGGUUGGUUUGUGUAUGUGUACGAGAGGGUGGAUAUGUACACCAUUUUCCCUUCCUACUUACCCUCCCCACCACCCAGGUCAGUUUAUUUUUAGUUGGGUUCUCUGCGCAAUUCUAGGUUUCCCAUCAGAUGCCAUGUCAGAAAAGCCAAAAGAGUGGCCUUCCUAUACAUAAGAACGGAGAUUAAGAAUACCGUACUAUAAGUAUUGGACAAGCUGAGAGAGCUCCGGUAAUUAAAAUCAUGAAUUAAAAACCUUAAGUUCACACUUCUCACAACAUGCCAAUGACCCUAAAGGCCCGGGCACUUACCUAUUAAGUUUGUACUUUAGCAUUUAAGGAAAUGCCAUUGCCCUCUACAAGUCUGGCCUUUUGUGUCUUCUAGAUAUCAGUACUUAUCAAACCUUAAGAUGUACACAAAUCACCUGGAGAAUCUUGUUAAUAUGCAGAUUCUGAUUCUGUUCGGAGUGAGGCUGAGACUUUCUAAGAAGCUCUCUGGUGAGGCUGAUGCUAUUUUCCUCAAAUCACACUUGGAGAAGCAAGGUUCUAGAGAUGAUCUAGUUUUGAUCAUGGCUUACCAAUCAAAACAGUUUCUGAACUGUUUCAAUAGCAGUCUCAUUAUACAUUAGAGUAAAAUACAAGCAGUAGAAGGGCCAAUAGCUAAGACUGUAGCCAUAAUAGGGUUUGUUGUUGUUUGGUGCUAUUGAGUCAAUUUUCUACUCACAGGGACCCUAUGUGACAGAGUAGAACUGUCCUAUAGGGUUUUCUUGGCUGUAAUCUUUACGGAAGGAGCCCUGGUAGCACAAUGGUUAAGCACCUGGCUGCUGACUGAAAGUUGGCAGUUCAAACCCACCAACAGUUCCGUGGGAGAAAAGACUUGGCAAUCUGCUCCUGUAGAGCCUAAGAAACCCUAUGGGGCAGUUCUGCUGUCACAUGGGGCCAUAUGCAUCAAAAAUUGACUCAGCAUCACCUAACAACAAUCUUUAUGGAAACAGACCACCAAGUCUUUCUCCCUUGGAGUCGCUGGGUUCAAACUGCCAACCUUUCAGUUAGCAGCCUAACAUAACCAUUACAUCACCAGGGCUCCUUUAUGAUAGGGUUUACUUGCAUGAAAUUCAGUAUUUAGUAGCUUUUGUGUACAAAGCCCUGCCCUAAACUACUUACCAUAUCACUUUAGGGUCCAACUCUUCCCUCCCAUUCUCCAACUAAAAAUACAGAGUUUGGGUCAGCGUGUUAUCUGAACUGUUCCUGUAACACAGCUGAUGGGAAACUUUUUAAAAACUCCUUUUUUUUUUUUUUUAACUCUGUUCCUUCUGUAUGCCGUCUUUAAGCUAGACACUUUGUACGUUAUUUAUCUUCAAUAAUCUAUAAAGUAUUCUCAGUUCUACAGAUGAGGAUAGUGACCUGCUCAAGGCCAUACUGAGGCAGAGCAAGGUAUGGAACCAGGUCUCUUAGGCUCCAGGGCCCACACACUUUUAAUUAUAUAACACUGCCUCCCUAAACUUGAAAGAUUAAAAAUUCAAAGUAGCUAUAUCUCUGGAAGAUGGUUUUUUUAAUCUCUGGCAAUGGGGAAACCCUGGUGGCUUAGUGGUUAAGUGCUACAGCUGCUAACCAAGAGGUCGGCAGUUCAAAUCUGCCAGGUGCUUCUUGGAAACUCUGUGGUGCAGUUCUACUCUGUUCUGUAGGGUCACUAUGAGUCGGAAUCGACUCAACAGCAGUGGGUUUGGGUUUUUGGGUUGGCAAUGGGGAAGCCCUGGUGGUGUACUGGUUAAGUGCUACGGGUGCUAACCAAGAGGUCAGCAGUUCGAAUCCACCAGGCGUUCCUUGGAAACUAUGGGGCAGCUCUACUCUGUCCUAUAGGGUGACUAGGAGUUGGAAUCGACUUGACGGCCAUGGGUUUGGUUUUUGUUUUGGGUUGGCAAUGGGAUUAGAAUCCAUGCCUAUGAAGAGUUGAGAGCCUUAACACAGCACCUAACUGGACUAUUUUUCUUACUAAAAACUUCUUAAAGUUAUGGAUUUC